This is a messenger RNA of Hypomesus transpacificus, 2550 nucleotides long. RefSeq names its product keratocan (gene kera). The transcript has 3 exons. The record is from RefSeq and is a predicted model, not a curated record. Gene Ontology annotation, molecular function: protein binding. Lineage: Eukaryota; Metazoa; Chordata; Actinopteri; Osmeriformes; Osmeridae. Bases 186 to 1217 code for a protein of 343 amino acids.
UGAACCAGCUGAUGGGAAAGGUAGAGCCAGGAGGAGAUAAUAUCAUCAGUAAUACUGAUGUGCUGGAGAUCUCUCCCUAUGACACGCUCUGAGACUGCUCAUCUGCAGAAGCUCAGCACCCCCGGACCAGCACCACACAGACAAACCUCACCUGGACACACACGGGAGGAAGAUUAAGUGGCAAGAUGACAUUUCUUCUGACCCUUCUCACCUCCCUUCUCCUGGUUGGUCCAGCUCUGGGCCAGGACAUGACCUAUGAGGAGGUCCUGACCCAGCUGCAGGGUUGCCCUAGCGAAUGUCGCUGCCCUCCUAACUUCCCAAAUGCAGUAUACUGCGACAACAAGGGCCUGAAGCACAUCCCCAACAUCCCUCCACAUACCUGGUACCUUUAUCUCCAGAACAACCUGAUAGACGUGAUCUCCAAGGACGCGCUGCGCAACGCCACCCAGCUCCGCUGGCUCAACCUCAACCGCAACAAGCUGACCAGCAAGGGCGUGGAGGAGGGCGUGUUGGCAGAUAUGCCCCGCUUGAUGCACCUCUUCAUGGACGACAACCUUCUGGCCUCGGUGCCGUCCGGCCUGCCCUCCAACCUGGAGCAGCUCCGCCUCUCCAGGAACCGCAUCUCCAAGAUCCCCACUGGCGUGUUCUCCGGCAUGAACCGCCUCACCCUGCUGGACCUGCAGGGGAACAAGCUCCAGGAUGACGCCGUGACAGAGGUGAGCCUGAAGGGACUGAGCAGCCUGGUCCAGAUCAACUUGGCCAAGAACCAGCUGAACAGCAUGCCACCCGGCCUGCCUCCCAGCACCGCUCAGAUCUUCCUGGAUGGGAACAACAUCGAGAAGAUCCCCGAAGAGUACUUCAAGGGGCUGCCCAAGGUGGCGUUCCUCAGGCUGAACCGCAACAAGCUGGGCAACAGCGGCCUUCCCAAGAACGUCUUCAACAUCUCCAGCAUGCUGGACCUGCAGCUGUCACACAACCAGCUGACUGAGGUGCCUCUUAUCUCCUCAGGUCUGGAACACCUGCACCUGGACCACAACAGGAUUAAGAGUGUCAACGGGUCUGAAAUCUGCCCGGUGUCGGCUGAGGUGCUGGAGGACUACGUCAACGACGGUGUUCCUCGGCUGCGCUACCUUCGCCUGGACGGCAACCAGAUCAAGCCUCCCAUCCCAAGAGACGUCAUCACCUGCUUCCGCCUCCUCCAGUCCAUCGUUAUUUAGGUUGUUUAUUUCAGCUUCUUAACCUCCCAGGCCUUUCCUCACAGGUCAAAGUGUUCAACACCAGACACCCGGAUGGAAAGAUGAUAAUGAGUUAUAAAAUAAUAAGAUGAAGUCAAAGGUAAAUUCCAUUCUAACUGGGUCAGACAAAAGCAAUUGUGAAAUAGAAACCUUUUGUAAAUGUUUAUCCUGAAUUGAGUUCAUACAGCUUCAAGUUUUCUUUGUCGCUGUACUUGGUUCGGAUAUAGUACAAUUUCCGACCACUAGAUGUGCCUUACUUUCAAAUAAUUUCUGGAAAGUGAAGACUGACAAUCUGCUAAAAUAAAGAAUCUAUAAUAUCAUAUUAUUUACAGACACAAUAUGAUUAGAAUAGGAUAAGAAAAAGUAUGUUGAAUUUUAUGACAACUCCGUAUUCUUAUUUGACAAGAAGAAACUGCUUAUGGAUGCUUAGCCAAAACCCCUUUUUUUACUGCUCUUAAUAAGAAUGUUUGCAUUUGUGUGAUAAAUCUGUUCUGACAUGAAUUAUUGUUUUAUGUGAGGUAUAACUAUGUUUGGCUAUAUUUAGAAAAAAAUCAACAAUAGUGCAUUCAUUUGGGUCAGUUCAUUUAGGUAAUUUAUUUAAUUUAAAAUGACAGUUAAUUUCUUCUUUUUGCUGGACUAUGACAACACAUUUUGUACACAAGAUUCUGUUUCGAAAACAUAUUUUGGUAUAUUCCAACCAUUUGUUUUGUGAUUAUCUUUGAUAGUGUAUUUCUUGUCCACUGUGUGCUUUUAAAUAAAUACAAAUGUUGGGAGAAGAAGAAUGCCAUCUGUGAAUGUUAAUUAACAUUUACAAUUUAAGCCCGAUUUUAAUGAUCCAAUCCUUUAAAUACAGAAUUGCAAUAAGUUUGUCUCAAUGCUUUGACGGGUUUGAAACACUCUUGGGAGUCAAGCUUUGAACGACUCCAAGACCGAGCAGACAUCUUGCCGGGUGAACGUUUCUGAUUUACUGCUCAAGCGUUAAAGAUGCAGCUGUUAGUCAUGCAGAGCACCCACAAUGGAAUUGUAUUCACUUUACAAACGAACAAAAUGAGACCCACAAUCCGAGGAUUAAUAUGUUUCCUAGCAUUCAUAUGUAUUCUGAUAUUUAUAUUUAUUUUCAUAUUUAAAGGACCCACAGGAUUUCUUACCCAAACCUGAGAACCUUUCUUACCUAUAAAGGGAUGGUUUUAAAUACUAUAAACCACAACUUUAUUACAACCAAGUGGAGACUGAGGGGAGAUUCUAGCCAAUAGCAGGUGCAGAACAAUUACUAACAUACCACCACUUUUCCCCUCACUCAGCACACACUCUAGAG